AUGUCUGACUCUACUCCUCAGCAGCCAGGACUCGUCCAAGGCCAUGUCCAGUAUGCCAGGGGAGUUGCAGAGGCCACCGUGGGUGACGUGACCGGCUCACACCCGUGGAAAUCGUCAGGCGAACAAGACAAGGCAGCUGGCAUUUCAACCAUGAAGGCAGCAGCAGAGCAGAGAGAUGCUUCUCAGGGAUACGGAAAGGCGGAGGAGCUGGCUGGCAAGGUAACUGGCUGUGACGGCAUGAAGAAGGAAGGCAGCGAGAGCAGCAAGAGUGAAUGA
Messenger RNA from Pochonia chlamydosporia 170, 276 nucleotides. RefSeq names its product csbD-like domain-containing protein. The coding region runs from base 1 to 276 and encodes 91 amino acids. NCBI's taxonomy places the organism in Eukaryota, Fungi, Ascomycota, Sordariomycetes, Hypocreales, Clavicipitaceae. The record is from RefSeq and is a predicted model, not a curated record. The transcript has 2 exons.